Molecule: messenger RNA, 3132 nt
Organism: Cynara cardunculus var. scolymus (artichoke)
Lineage: Eukaryota; Viridiplantae; Streptophyta; Magnoliopsida; Asterales; Asteraceae
Product: kinesin-like protein KIN-7K, chloroplastic
Exons: 22
Coding region: 158-2986 (942 amino acids)
Biological process (GO): microtubule-based movement
Molecular function (GO): microtubule binding; microtubule motor activity; ATP binding
Source: RefSeq, a predicted model, not a curated record
CUUUACCUAAGAACGCUAUAUUCAAGAUUGUGUUCGUCAUUUCUUAUUGUGCUUCAGAUCUAAUCAGAAUUUGUAAAUGUAGCGGCAAAGGAUAGGGGGAUUACAUUUAUGUGAUUAUUGAUUCGGGUUUGUACUAGUUUAAAAGUUGAAUUCCACAAUGGCGUCGAGGCCAGCCGGAUUGCAGCAACCAAGGAAAUCGACUUCGAAAUAUGCGAAUUCGCCUUCUUCGUCGACUACUUCGUCUUCGAAACAGUUCCCAGAAGCGUCUGUUGAUAAUCUCAGCUCACCGGCGUCAUCUGCUAGAAGCAAGCCGCAAUACUUUUACUCCGAGAGUUUGCCAUUGGAUUGUGAGAGAUCGAAAGAGAAUGUCACUGUUACUGUCCGGUUCCGGCCUCUCAGUCCGAGGGAAAUACGGCGAGGGGAGGAGAUUGCGUGGUACGCGGAUGGAGAAACUAUUCUACGGAAUGAGCAGACUCCAUCAAUAGCUUAUGCAUACGAUCGGGUGUUUGGGCCUACAACCACAACACGUCAUGUAUAUGAUAUUGCAGCCCAACAUGUUGUUAGCGGUGCCAUGGAAGGUGUUAACGGAACUAUUUUUGCCUAUGGCGUGACAAGUAGUGGAAAGACUCACACCAUGCAUGGUGAUCAGAGAUCUCCAGGAAUUAUUCCCUUGGCUGUAAAGGAUGCAUUUAGUAUCAUUCAAGAGACUCCAAACCAUGAAUUUCUUCUUCGUGUCUCAUAUUUGGAAAUUUACAAUGAGGUUGUUAAUGACUUGUUGAACCCAGCAGGACAAGAUUUAAGAAUACGAGAGGACGGUCAGGGAACCUUUGUCGAAGGAAUAAAGGAGGAAGUUGUGUUAUCUCCUGCCCAUGCUCUUUCUCUUAUUGCAGCCGGAGAAGAGCACAGACAUGUUGGUUCAACAAAUUUUAAUUUGCUCAGCAGCAGAAGUCACACAAUAUUUACUCUGACAAUAGAGAGCAGCCCUUGUGAAAACAGCGAAAGCGAGGCUGUUAACUUUUCACAGUUGAACCUCAUAGAUCUGGCAGGUUCUGAGAGCUCCAAGGCUGAAACCACUGGUGUUCGUCAAAAAGAAGGGUCCUACAUUAAUAAAAGCCUGCUAACUCUUGGAACUGUCAUAUCGAAAUUAACAGAUGGGAGAAAUUCUCAUAUACCAUAUAGGGAGUCAAAAUUGACCAGGCUUCUUCAAUCUUCGUUAAGUGGUCAUGGAAGAGUAUCCCUAAUUUGCACUGUUACUCCCUCGUCAAGCAAUUCAGAAGAGACACAUAACACAUUAAAAUUUGCCCACCGUGCAAAACACAUUGAAGUUCAGGCCGCUCAAAACAAGAUCGUUGAUGAGAAGUCCCUUAUCAAGAAAUAUCAAAGCGAAAUUCGAUCUUUAAAAGAAGAAUUGGAACAAUUAAAGAGAGGAGUCGUGACAGUUCCUCAAUUGAAACAUACCGGCAGCGAUGAUUUUGUUAUCCUUAAACAAAAGCUAGAAGAUGGUCGAGUCAAGCUACAGUCAAGACUGGAGGAAGAAGAAGCUAAAGCAGCUUUGUUAAGCCGAAUACAGAGACUGACAAAAUUAAUUUUAGUCUCCACCAAAUCUUCGCACUCGUCUGGAUUUUCUGGUCAUCCUGGUCUAAGGAGAGGACAUUCCUUUGGGGAAGAAGAGCUUGCAUAUCUCCCGCACAGAAGGCGUGACUUAAGUUUGGAUGAUGAAAACAUUGAGUUGUAUGUUUCUCUUGACGGAAGUGUGGAAACAAACAAUGAUGUGCUGAAGGAGGAGAAAAAAAUCAAGAAGCCAGGAUUGCUAAACUGGUUAAAACUGCGGAAACGAGAUGGGGCUUUGACUGCAAGUGAUAAAUCAAGUGGGGCCAAAUCUAUUAGUCCGCUUUCAACUCCUUCAGCAGGUCAUAAUCAUCCUAUCGAAUCCGUACAUUCACACUUUUUUCCUACAGAAUGCACAUCUGCUGAGUCCUUGUCGGUGGCCAAACAAGAUCGACAAAUUGAUGAUGAUGCUUGUUCACAGCAAGAGACUCCUAUGGCAGAGAAAACCAGAUUGAAUGAUGAAAUCAAAUUGAAGAACGAACAAAUCUCAUUUCUGGAAAGCCAAAUUGCCGAUUCCGUCGCAUCAUCUCAUCACACAAGGGAUGAAGCCGAACAAUCAAGAUCUGUUUCCGAGCUAGAAGCACAAUUAAAUGAGAAAUCCUUCGAGCUUGAGGUGAAAACCGCAGAUAAUCGAAUAAUUCAAGAACAGCUCAACAAAAAGAUCAAUGAAUGUGAAGGACUACAAGAAACCAUUGCAUCCUUGAAACAACUUCUUUCCGAUACACAUGAUUCAAGAAACGUAAGCCUAGUAAAAAUGGAAGAUACAAAGGAAGACUUGCUUCGGCAGGCUCAGGCCUUUGAGAUCGAAGAACUCAAACAAAAAGUGGUUGAACUCACCGAGUCAAAACAGCAGUUAGAAAACCGGAACAAAAAGCUGGCAGAAGAGAGCUCAUAUGCAAAAGGACUGGCCUCUGCUGCUGCAGUUGAACUAAAAGCUCUAUCUGAAGAAGUUGCAAAACUAAUGAACCACAACGAGAGACUAACGGCCGAGUUAGCCGCACCGAAGAACUCAUCAGCCCAACGUAAAACAACAGGUCCCACUAAAAACGGACGCAGAGAUACAAGGCCGAAAGAACAAAGUCCAACUCAGAUGGAAUUGAAACGAGAGCUUGCAUUGAGCAGGGAGAGAGAGAUGUCUUACGAAACGCUAAUCUCGGAAAAGGAUCGAAGGGAAUCGGAGCUGAGACGGAGAGUAGAGGAGUCGAAAGAAAGAGAAGCGUAUCUCGAAAACGAGCUGGCAAACAUGUGGGUUAUGGUGGCAAAGUUAAAGAGAACGCAAGGAGCGGAAACGGAGGCAUCGGAGUCGAGUAAAGAGAGCCAAAGAAUCGAUGGUUGGGAGAUUUGGGAUGGGAUUGGAGAAACGAAGGAGUUUGUAUGAUGAUGCCCAAAUGGUUUUUGUUUUGGUUUGUUUGGAUUAGAAAUGGGUCUGUUUUGUGUGCAAUGUAAGAGGGUCAUUUUUCAAUUGGCUUUUUUAGAACCUUUAACUAUUGUGUAAAUCAAGUUGUUUCACUCGUGUUCUUUUAA